CGAGCGGAUCUGACAGGCGCAAUCAGCUGGCGGAUCUGCGCGAGCCUGGGCGGGAGCAGAGGAACAGUGGCGGAAAACAACAUUUACCCGAGAGCUUAUCAUUGUUUGCUGAAUUUAGUGGAAACACCGUUAGAUUAUGUAUUUUGUGUUUUCGCAUCGUGGCAACCGUUUGGGGACUUGAAAUAUAUUCAGCCAUUCGAAAACCAUAUAGGCUAUCGAUUAUAUUGGCGUUUAGAAAAGUGACAUCGAUUGUCCGCCGUUAAUCGACGGAAUCACUGGACGGAAGACGGUUUGAGAGGCCAGAGAGAAGGUGGAUGAAGAAAACAGCCUUGGUUUAAUGUCGCUGCGCCUAUCAUAAUCUGAAACAUUGGCAUCCUCGACGCCUGCUAGAUGAGACCAUCUUUGCCAUGGCAUUUGUCCUGAAAGACAUGGAAAAACCCUAAAAAUCAAAAACGCUCAACGUUCAUCAUUACUGCGGAUUUAAAUGCCUCUCGCGAAUGGACACCGACCCGCUAUUUCGGUCCAGUUUGUGCGUGCGGCGUUUUCCACUGUAGCGGAAAUCUGAACUAGAUUGCAAUAAACAGUUUAGUGCGUGCGGGUGACAAUAAUAUAGGACGCGAAGGGGGGUAUUUUUGUUUCAAGCAAUAUGGCUGGUGAGUGGGGCUGGGGACGCUGGCACAGGCUCUCCAAGGCUCCUAGAUGCUAGCUGAGCCGGAUGCCACCGUUCUCCAUGGAAGCGGCAACUCUAUGAUGAGUAGAAAUAUCUAUCAUAAUAAAAAUCAGGACUCCUCGAUCUCUAUAUCCAAGAUGGACGUGAUCAUCCCCUUCUCACCAGACGUGCCCUGCGACAAUAAUGGCCAACGCAUGUGGUGGGCAUUCCUUGCCUCCUCUAUGGUGACGUUUUUCGGGGGUCUCUUCAUCAUUCUCCUUUGGAGGACCCUUAAAUACCUGUGGACCGUGUGCUGCCACUGCAACACCAAAAAGAAGGAGGUUCAGAAGGUGAAUAAUCCUGCUAACAGUCAGGCAGCAGAUGGGACACCUAAGGGUCCUGAUGAGAAGGACGAAGUGGUACCUGCCAGCGAGGUGGGGUGGAUGACCUCUGUGAAGGACUGGGCCGGGGUCAUGAUAUCAGCACAGACACUCACCGGCAGAGUCCUGGUCGUGCUCGUCUUUGCUCUCAGCAUUGGAGCACUUGGAAUAUACUUUAUAGACUCUUCUGAUCCCAUAGAAUCCUGUCAGAAUUUCUACAAAGAUUUCACGUUACAGAUCGACAUGUUCUUCAAUGUCUUCUUCCUUCUCUACUUUGGGCUGCGGUUCAUAGCAGCCAAUGAUAAGCUGUGGUUCUGGCUGGAGGUCAACUCAGUGGUGGACUUCUUCACUGUUCCUCCUGUCUUCGUAUCGGUCUACUUGAAUAGGAGCUGGCUGGGCUUAAGAUUCCUGAGAGCCUUGAGAUUGAUACAGUUCUCAGAAAUUUUACAGUUUUUGAAUAUCUUAAAAACAAGCAAUUCCAUCAAGCUGGUGAACCUGUGUUCCAUCUUCAUAAGCACAUGGCUAACAGCUGCCGGAUUCAUACAUUUGGUGGAAAACUCAGGGGAUCCUUGGGAAAACUUCCAAAAUUCCCAGUCACUUUCCUAUUGGGAAUGUGUCUACUUGCUCAUGGUCACUAUGUCAACAGUGGGCUACGGGGAUGUCUAUGCAAAAACCACCCUGGGACGCCUGUUCAUGGUCUUCUUCAUCCUUGGGGGUUUGGCCAUGUUUGCCAGCUACGUCCCUGAAAUCAUAGAGUUAAUAGGAAACCGCAAGAAAUAUGGUGGUUCCUAUAGUGCGGUUAAUGGGAGAAAGCACAUUGUGGUCUGUGGUCAUAUAACGCUCGAAAGUGUCUCCAACUUCCUCAAAGACUUCCUACACAAGGACAGGGAUGAUGUCAAUGUAGAAAUUGUUUUUCUCCAUAAUAUUUCCCCUAAUCUUGAGCUGGAAGCCUUGUUCAAACGCCACUUUACCCAAGUGGAGUUCUACCAGGGAUCUGUUCUCAACCCUCACGAUCUGGCCCGAGUGAAGAUUGAGUCAGCAGACGCCUGUCUGAUUCUGGCUAAUAAAUACUGUCCAGAUCCCGAUGCUGAAGAUGCCUCUAACAUCAUGAGGGUCAUCUCUAUCAAGAACUAUUCCCCCAAGAUACGAAUUAUCACUCAAAUGUUACAAUACCAUAACAAGGCUCACCUGCUCAACAUUCCUAGCUGGAACUGGAAGGAGGGUGAUGAUGCGAUCUGUCUAGCAGAGCUGAAGGCUGGCUUCAUAGCUCAGAGCUGUCUGGCCCAGGGCCUCUCCACCAUGCUGGCCAAUCUCUUCUCCAUGAGGUCUUUCAUCGAGAUUGAAGAGGAUACGUGGCAGAAGUACUAUUUAGAAGGGGUAGCUAAUGAGAUGUACACAGAGUAUCUGUCCAGUGCCUUUGUGGGGCUCUCCUUCCCAGCAGUCUGUGAGCUGUGCUACGUGAAGCUGAAGCUGUUGCUUAUCGCCAUCGAGAACAAGUCGGAGCUGGGAGAGAGCAGAAGCCGAAAGCGCAUCCUCAUCAACCCGGGGAACCACGUAAAGAUGCAGGAAGGAACUCUGGGGUUCUUCAUCGCCAGUGACGCCAAAGAAGUAAAGAGAGCAUUUUUCUACUGCAAAGCUUGUCACGACGACAUCACAGACCCCAAACGGAUCAAAAAGUGCGGCUGCAAACGACUGAUUUAUUCCAAAUAUAAGUAUAAUGGAUAUGUCAGAUCACCAGAGGGCGCUACAACACCAGGGAUAACGGGAAGUCAAAAAGAGACCGGCGUUCGGUUCAAAGCAGAUUGCAAUUUAGUGAAGGAUGAAGUUAGAUCAUCUUUACAAAACCGAUCGAUAAAAAUUGCCAACUGCACCUCACCGCCCUCCACCAUCACCUCUAAUGCCAUGCGCCCCCAAGCACUGCCUCGCCCCUCCCUCCACCAGGACCCCCCGGUCCCCCAGGGAGAGGUCACCGCCGUACCCCUCGUUAAUAACCGUAAAGGAAGCCUGCUUCCUCCAGGGGUGGGGCUGGGUUUUGGGCCCCAUGGGGGGUUCCGCCUCAGUAUCUCAGGCCCCGGCAGGGGGGACACGGCGGGCAGGGCCCUGGCCGAACAGAGCAGGCUGAACCGGGCCCGCAGCCUGCCGGUGAAAUACUGUUACCACCCCAGUAACGCAUCUCUGCACGGCCACAGCAGCAGGGCCUGUAGGUUGACCCCCUUAGCAGGAUGCAUCAGUCCCUGUCAGUCCCUAACACCCUGUACUGUCACCCUGCGUCCGUCGCCUGCCUGCAUCAGGCAUGACCCUCUACUAAUCCCUGGGAACGAGCAGAUGGAGAACAUGGACAUGAAUGUGAAGCAGUAUGACUCCACGGGAAUGUUCCACUGGUGCCCAUCUAAAGAGAUUGAGAAGGUCAUCCUGACCCGGAGUGAGGCAUCCAUGACGGUGUUGAGCGGCCAUGUAGUGGUCUGUAUAUUUGGAGAUGUCACGUCCGCUCUAGUGGGGCUGCGAAACUUGGUGAUGCCUUUGAGAGCCAGCAACUUCCAUUAUCACGAGCUGAAGCCCAUAGUGUUUGUGGGCUCGCUGGAGUACCUGAGGAGAGAGUGGGAAACCCUACACAACUUCCCCAAGGUCUCCAUACUACCUGGUACGCCAUUAAGUCGUGCAGAUUUAAGGGCUGUCAACAUCAACCUCUGCGACAUGUGCGUGAUACUGUCGGCCAAUCAGAACAAUAUCGACGACGCCUCGCUGCAGGAUAAGGAAUGCAUUCUGGCGUCGCUCAACAUCAAGUCUAUGCAGUUUGACGACAGCAUCGGGCUCUUGCAGGCUAACUCCCAAGGUUUCACGCCUCCUGGAAUGGACCGGUCAUCUCCAGACAGCAGUCCAGUACAUGGUUUAGCACGCCAGGCCUCCGUCACCACUGGCGCCAACAUCCCCAUCAUCACUGAACUAGCUAAACCUGGCAAAAUACUGCCUUUGGUUUCAUUCAGUCAGGAAAAAAACUGUGGAAUCAACAUACAAAUGAUAACUGAGCUGGUGAACGACUCCAACGUUCAGUUCCUGGACCAAGAUGAUGAUGAUGACCCGGACACAGAGCUGUACCUGACACAGCCCUUCGCCUGCGGAACCGCCUUCGCUGUCAGCGUGCUGGACUCUCUCAUGAGUGCAACAUACUUCAACGAUAAUAUCCUCACCCUAAUCCGGACGCUGGUGACUGGGGGAGCCACCCCGGAGCUAGAGGCUCUAUUGGCCGAAGAGAACGCCCUGCGAGGGGGCUACAGCACGCCACAGACACUGGCCAACCGAGACAGGUGUCGUGUAGCCCAGCUAGCCCUCUAUGACGGGCCCUUUGCCGACUUGGGGGACGGCGGUUGCUAUGGAGAUUUGUUUUGUAAAGCGUUGAAGACGUACAACAUGUUGUGCUUCGGAAUCUACAGAUUGAGAGACGCUCACCUCGCCACGCCUAGCCAGUGUACCAAACGGUAUGUGAUCACCAACCCUCCGUAUGAGUUUGAGCUGGUCCCCACAGACCUGAUCUUCUGCCUGAUGCAGUUUGACCACAACGCAGGCCAGUCCCGGGCCAGCCUCUCCCACAGCUCUCACUCCUCCCAUUCCUCCAGCAAAAAGAGCUCGUCCGUCCACUCCAUCCCCACCACCAACCGGCAGAACCGCAGCAGCAAGGCCCGGGAGGCCGGCCACAAACAGAAUGCAACAAGGAUGAAUAGAAUGAGCCAAGAAAGGAAAUGGUUUACAGAUGAACCAGAAAAUGCCUACCCACGGAACAUUCAGAUCAAGCCCAUGAGCACUCACAUGGCCAACCAAAUCAACCAAUACAAAUCCACUAGCAGUCUGAUUCCACCAAUCAGAGAAGUUGAAGAUGAAUGCUGAAAACCAGGCCCCCUUGAUGACUCGUGAGAAGUCUGGACGCUCUUUCGAAAGGAGAGAAAGAGAGAUGACAAACGGGGAUGAUGAUGUUGAUUCAUUGGUCCCCACUCAUUCUACAGAUCAAGGGUUUGACAUAAACACCACAACUUGAAGGGACCUCCUAUGUGUAUACCUUUAAUGUUACUUCCAUGCUCUACAAUGGACAAUGUUUUAUUUAUCAAUCUUCCAUAGAGAUGUACAUAAUGACAAUCAAAUAAGGAUUGUUCAUCCCCCUAGCACUUUUUGAAAUUAUUUUAAGAGUUGAAAAAAGAGAAGAAAAAGUACUUCCUGUCAUUAUUUGCAAUAGUUCACAUCUUUGUGUGACCACACUCCAUGGCUACUGUAGCUGAGGUUACUACUUGUUGUUGGAGGAUGAGGGCCGCGGCAGUUUUCUCAUCACAAUAUCAUGACAUCUCCAAAAGUUCCACAAAACUGGCUGGGGUUCACUGCUCACCACUCAUACUCCCAAUCUGCUUCUGUUCUAUUUGCACAAAAACUAACCACCUUCUUUUGCAACAUGACGACUUGAAACAUUGACAUCACCCCAAAACAACUACCAUCACAGAAAAUGUCAGCUUUUUGGUUGUUGAUUCACUGAAUGAAAGAAAAGCUGCUUGUCAUUUGGAGAGAUGUACUGUGGUAAUGUGGAAAGAUCCAUUACGUCACUGCUUAGGGUAUGCUACUGUAUGUCAUCACACUGUUGAGUAAUCAAUUAAUGCAUUCCAGUCCUGUAGAAUGGGAUCAUAUUGAAAAUCAGGUGUCUUGAGACUCAGAGUACAGUAAGAGACAGUUCUGGGAUAAGCUGGCUGACAGAGUAUAUAGCUACGCUGUACCUACAUCUGUUCGGGUGAUAUCACAAUGAAUAUGGAUGAUAAUGAUGUCUAUGACAGCGUUUCAAGCUCCUAUCAUCGCAUGGUAUGUCCCUGAGCCCUUCUAUAACAAUAGAGCGCAGAUGAUCACCUUAAACUGAAAACAUAAAAGGGAUGAAAGAACAACCUUGUCCUAUCCCUUAUGUGCAAACAUGAAAGGGGUGAAUGGACAACCUUGUCUCGUCCCUGGUGAAAACAUGAAUGGGGUGAAAAGACAGCCUUCUCUUCUCCCUUGUGUGGACAGACGAUGCAUAUGGUAUGUACAUGCAAUGUGUGUACUGUACAUGGCAGCGACGUGUCCCCUCAGUAAGAACAUUGGUGGUACAUCUGAGUUAAAUGCACACAUUGGUAUCAUCAUCAUCUCUCCAUCAGUGUGUCUGUGAUGGUGGUUCAGCCUCUGGGGGAGCAUCAUGUGGGAUCAAGGCUACAAUCAUCCAAGACAAAUAGGAACUAGAUCUGUCUGGGGUUGCGGAUCAACUAAUGAACUAAUUAAACACGUUUCUAUACUUAGUCACAUCACCGGUAAUACACCAACUAUGAUUGAGCUGAACAUUUUUUUACAAACAUUAGCUGUGUGCCCUAAAACUUUAGGGAAAGCUUUUAAGUCCAAACCUUUGCCAUGAUAUCUUUGGCGAAAAUUGGGAUUUAAGAAUGAAAAAAAUGAGCAUAUUAUUUGAAUGUUUUUUGUUUGUUGAGACAUUUGGAGAAGCAAUGCCACAUAUUGCGUAAAUUGGGCAUCAAUGGGUCCUCCUUUGACCAGAGCCACUGCCUGGCACAGGGUUGGUAACGGAGGCAGUAAAGAGCUUGGAUGUUCUCCGCUGCCAAUCCUGAUGUCAUCAUAACACCUCUAAACUCUAUGUAGGUAAACGUUAGGGAACAGCUCAAUCAUAGUUUGGUUUAAAACGAUGCCGCUGAUGACUAUGAAGAAUGCUGGAGAAUACUGCCUGUGUUCUUCAUGUUAUCCUGGUCAAGGCUCAAGUGUGUGUUCAAAAUGGACCGAUUUUUUUUUUUAUCCAAAAGCAACCCAGACAGAGCUGCAGCCUUGGAAAUGAGAGGGUAUGGAGUCACAGAUGAUCCAACUAAAAACUAAACCUGGCUACUUUAUAUAAACAAACAUGAUUAUUUUAUAUCCAUAUGAGCAUAAUACAUUUCUGCUUAUUAGUACACAUGACCUAGUGAAUAAUGCUUUAUGAAAGUAAUCCAUUAUUAAUAUUACCAGGCCUAUAAUUGCAUAUAAAAAUUUUAUUCCCAAAUUAAUUGCUUUAUUAAACAUAAUCUUACCAAAAUGAUUAAUAUAAAUUCUGAAAUACUUAUAAUUAGACAUGCAUCAUUGAAGAACAGUAGUCCUCUCCUCUUUGCAACAAAGACCAUCCCUGAAAGUAUAUUCAUUAUUAAAAGUCAAUAUUGUGUAGGAUAUUACCUAAAUUUAACUCUAAGCUUUUGUCUUAACUGUUGAGUGCUCCUUAAAACGUAGAUGGGCUUAGUUGAAGGAUCUCUGUAGCUGUAUUGGUAAACCUUAUCGCUGUGUAUAAGACUGCUCAUUUUCAUCGACAAGUGAAUACGAAUACAGAUGUGUGAGUCAAACAGAAAUGGGAUAAAACAAUUCAAAACAAACUUGAGUUUCAAUGGGUGUAAGUAAUACCCAGACAGAGCCAAUCGGAAAGGUGCAUGAAGCUGGAUCUGAGGCGUUUCGCCAUUUGUUCUCUUCUGAGGGGGAAACUGUGUGACCUUCACUAUCAAUGAUUGACCUAAAUUAGGUCUCUUUCUAAGGAGAGAUACACUGAAGUAUUUAUGUGCGUGUAUACUGUAUACUGUCAUUCUCCAUGGACAUGUUUCAAACUAUGUGACAGAGAGAGAUUGUUAGACCAUCAUCAGGUUGUUUGCAGUGAACAGAUAGCCAUGAUAAUAUAGACAAAAUAUCAUGUAUUUCUAAAGACCUGUCGUUCGCGAGAACCCCUCCCCAAAUAUUUCUGUCUAAAUAUGUUGUGUAAAUUCCUCCCAUUAUAUAGAUCACAUGACUUUCUGAAGCAAAAUGACCUGAGCUUUCUGUCUGUCUAUUGGGUGUGUUGCAACUCUACUGUGGGGCUCAUUGACAUUGUCCUGGGGUGAACUUUUGAAUUGUGAUUACAUUGUCGUCACACUUUGUAGCAAGUAGAAUUAUUUUCAGAAAAUAUGUGAGUAAAAAUCAAUGUAUAAUUGGGUUGUUAAUAAUAUACUUGCUAGCCUGAAAAAUAAGGAAUUGAUAUUUGAUACUGACAAUGACUUAAUUCAUUAUACAUAGUAUUCACAAAGGACAAAAUUAUUAUUUUGCCAUAUAUGGAAAAAAAGAAAAACUAGACUUUUGAAAUUAAAGAUCCUUAUCCACAUUGCAACAAUAAAAUGGAAAGAGUAGGUGUAAUUUGACCUGGUAAUAUCAACCAUCACAGAGAUGCAGACAUAGGGUAGCACCAAUUCAGCAAGGCUUAUCACAAUAAAGAGAGGACAUACUUAAUUUUACUGUUCUUGUUAAAAUAGUUUUUUCUUAUUAGGUUUACAUUCCAUUUUGUCAGCUCUAGUCAAUUAUGUUACCAUAGUAAUAUCCAUGGAUUGUUUGAAACUGUCACUACUGCUUAUUGAUUGUUUACAGAGUUUUCUUUUUUUGUAUUCAGAAGUACUUAAAUACCACUUUACUCAGAAAUCAAAUGGUACAAAUCACAACCCAAAGCAGACACAUACUUACAGAAUAGUCCAUUUCAUUGUAUCUAAAUGUUUUAUUUUUUUUUCAAUACGUGUACCCACAAUUUGUGUGAAUGGUUUGACUCAAACUGGGAAAAAAAUCACAACACUGGACUGAAACCUGUUCUGAAACCUGUUCUUACAUUCUAAGGUUUUUAAGCUUUAUCUCUUUCCAGCGCAAAUACUCCACAAAUCUAAGGUACUGCUCUAUACCAUAUCAUACGUUUGUAUUAGAUGUUGAAGUCUUUGCAAUGUACGCCUCUAAAGUUUUAGAGUGUUUUGAAGUGCCAUGAAAAGUGUUGUUGAACAAGCAUCGUUCAGUCAUUCACAGACUCACUCACUUAUUCAGAAUGAGUAAGGAUUGAGUUAGUUCCUCUCAGAAAGGGAAGUAAAUGUAUACGAGUAUGGCAUCUUAUACUGGCAUGGGGAACAUCCAAGCCAUCAAUGCCUCUAUGCCAGUAGAGUGCCAGGCAGUGCUGUAGGUCUAAAGGAGGGCCUGUUUGAAGACCCACUAUAGCAAAAAGUGGCAUUGAAAAGGAGGGAAGGGUACAUGGGGCAGGGACACUGCUCAUCAACCUUCAACAUAUCAUACAUCUGUGUUGGUCGUACUGUCUGUAGCCUAAGGUACCUAUCUUGUUGUUAGGAGACUGCAGGGAGAGAUGUUAAAACAUGUUUGUUGUGUGGUAGAAGGUAUGAAUGACUGAAGGAUGCACAGAGAGCACAGGCCAGGCUGUUUCAUGUGCUUGAGACCACCUGUCAGUGUUUUAGUCAACUUAAGAGUCAGAACUAUGAAACUUCACACAUUGUUUCAUAUUUUUGUUAAUCUAUUUUCUUGCUGUAAAGGAUGGAUAUAACUUAUUUGCUGGAAAAUGUACUAGAUGUAAUAAAAUAUAUAAUACUAUGGGGGAUUUAAGUCUUAACAACACAUUGAAAUUGCAGUUGGCAAUUUUUAAGUUGAUUUUGAUGGAGAAAAAAUUCAGUUUUUUUGGGGGGGGGGGGCAGCUGCCUAUCAGUUCAGGUGGAAUUCAGGACAUUGCUCUCACAUGUCACAUAUCUGAUUCUUUGGCACAUGGGCAUUGCAGGAAUCAGGAGUUUGAAAAAGCCUACUUAGUUUUGUCGAAGCGAAAAUAGAUAUAUGGAGAAUUUGAUGGUGCUGAGUUGAUCUACCUGACUCUGUCAAAUAUAAUCUGCUGAUAAAUAUACUGUCUUGUACAAAAAGUUUGUACAUAAAUUGUACAUGAUUUCUUUUUGUAUUUUCUCAAAUUAAAAUGGAUGUAUUUGUGUUCUAAAACUG
Salvelinus sp. IW2-2015 is the source of this 9825-nucleotide messenger RNA. NCBI's taxonomy places the organism in Eukaryota, Metazoa, Chordata, Actinopteri, Salmoniformes, Salmonidae. The record is from RefSeq and is a predicted model, not a curated record.